This is a messenger RNA of Penicillium psychrosexuale, 951 nucleotides long. RefSeq lists its product as uncharacterized. The coding region runs from base 1 to 951 and encodes 316 amino acids. The record is from RefSeq and is a predicted model, not a curated record. NCBI's taxonomy places the organism in Eukaryota, Fungi, Ascomycota, Eurotiomycetes, Eurotiales, Aspergillaceae. The transcript has a single exon.
AUGGCUAAUCUACUAGGCUCCAUAUUAUUACUGCUUACAUUCAUCCACACUCUAUGCCUCGCCCACUCUCCCAAUCUCCGCGAAAUCCACAGAUUCCCUAACGGGACCUGGGUCGAGAAUAUCGCAGUCCGACCCAACGGCAACCUCCUCGUCGCAGUGCUGAGCACAGCAGAACUCUGGGAAAUUGACCCUUCAAUUCCAUCAGGCCCCAGCUCAGCCCAUUUGGUCCACCACUUUGACGGCGCCGAAGACGCAGAUGGUAUCACAGAGCUCUCACCAGAUAUCUACGCAGUCAUUGCAUCCAACUCAGUCUGGACGGUCGAUCUCAAACACCAUGAGAAUACGCCCGAGCCAAUUCUUAUCGCAAAACUCCCCGCUGGCUAUUUGAAUGGCAUAGCUGCUCUAGACGAAGGAAAAGCAGUCGCCAUAACCGACUCCCAACUCGGCCUUAUAUGGCGUCUCGAUAUCCGUACCGGCACGUACAGCGUGAUCCACCAACACGAAACAAUGGCCGCAAAUCAUGACAUGGGUUUGUUGCUUGGGGUUAACGGAUUGAAGAUAGUAAACGAUUAUAUGUACUACAGCAACAGCCCCAAGCAUAUUUUCUGUCGUGUUCGAAUUGAUACACAUACCGGUCGUGCUUUGGGGCCUUAUGAGGUUAUCAGCCAUGAUAUACUUGCUGAUGACUUCGCUAUUGGUCCGCAUGGGGUUGGGUAUCUGGCGGGUCUUGUUGAUGAUGUGGUUAUUAGGGCCUUUCCUAAUGGAUAUCAUGAGGUCAUCGCGGGUUUGAAGGGCUCAAUGGACUUGAUGACUGCUACAUCGGCGGCUUUUGGGCGCACACAGAGAGAUCGUAAUGUUCUUUAUAUCACUACUGGUGGGGAGACGAAGCUUCCUGUUAAUGACACGAGUACCAGAGGGGGUAAGGUUAUGGCGGUUUCUGUGGAAUUUUAG